This is a messenger RNA of Solea solea (common sole), 3648 nucleotides long. RefSeq names its product thyrotropin-releasing hormone receptor a (gene trhra). The transcript is spliced from 3 exons. Bases 370 to 1641 code for a protein of 423 amino acids. Gene Ontology annotation, cellular component: membrane. The record is from RefSeq and is a predicted model, not a curated record. Gene Ontology annotation, biological process: phospholipase C-activating G protein-coupled receptor signaling pathway. Gene Ontology annotation, molecular function: thyrotropin-releasing hormone receptor activity. NCBI's taxonomy places the organism in Eukaryota, Metazoa, Chordata, Actinopteri, Pleuronectiformes, Soleidae.
GAAGCUCACUCUCAGUCGUCUGGAGUGGGGCGCGGUGGGUUACAACACGUCCUCCCUCUGCAAACUUCAACUACAACUGCAGCACCCUUCACUUCGCUUUUUCUACUGUUUUUAUUUUCUUUAUUUCUUCGUGGAAAAUUGGAGCUUCAUAAUGAAACACCACACACUGGAUUUCGUGGAGAGGGACAAGCAGUAAGACUGGAAAACAUCUGGAUAAAAUUAAGUUUUUGGAGGAUUUAAUGACUUUUUAUUUUUUAAUUAUGGGGCCUCUGAAUCUUUAUUUUUUUCUAUUGUAAUUCAUUUAUUUAUUUACUAUUGAUUGCCUGGUGUGAUUCCCACCUGAGCGCACAAAGCUACAGACUCUCAGUCAUGGAAAACCUCACCAUGGAGAACAACAUGACUGUGGUGAAUGACACGUCGGUGCAGGACAAUCAGACUCUGGGCGUCUGGAUCGACUAUACUGUUGAAUAUAAAGUGGUCAGUGUGUUGCUUGUGUCCCUCAUAUGUGGCGUGGGGAUCGUGGGGAAUGUGAUGGUCAUCCUGGUGGUCCUGACCACCAAACACAUGCGGACUCCCACUAACUGUUACUUAGUAAGUCUGGCCGUGGCUGACCUGAUGGUGCUGACGGCUGCAGGGCUGCCCAACAUCACCGACGCACUCCACGGUCAGUGGGUGUACGGUUACGCGGGCUGCCUGGGCAUCACCUAUCUGCAGUACCUGGGCAUAAACGCAUCCUCCUGCUCCAUUACUGCCUUCACCGUGGAGCGCUACAUCGCCAUCUGUCACCCCAUCAAGGCGCAGUUCCUGUGCACUUUAUCCAGAGCGAAGAAGAUCAUCCUGCUGGUGUGGGCGCUCACCUCCGUCUACUGCGUCAUGUGGCUCUUUCUGUCGGACACCAAAGAGUUGGUGUAUGACAACGCGGUGCUGCUCAGCUGCGCCUACAAAGUGUCCAGGAGUCACUAUCUGCCCAUUUACUUCACGGACUUUGCGGUGUUCUACGUGCUGCCCCUCAUGUUGGCCACCGUCCUGUACGGACUCAUCGCCAGGAUACUUUUCCUGAACCCGCUGCCAUCCGAUCCCAAGCAGGGCACCAAGAAGUGGAAGAAGGAGACGAGUCAGGGGGUGAGGAUGAUGAACAGCAGCAGCUCCUCCAGCAGCACCACGGCUGCCUCCCGCAGACAGAUGAUCUUAGGUCAUUGGGUGACCAAGAUGCUGGCUGUGGUGGUGAUCCUCUUCGCCUUGCUGUGGAUGCCCUACCGGACCUUAGUGGUGGUCAACUCCUUCAUCGAUAAGGCCUACCUGGACACCUGGUUCCUGCUGUUCUGCCGCCUCUGCAUCUACUUAAACAGUGCCAUAAACCCAGUCAUCUACAAUGCCAUGUCCCAGAAAUUCCGUGCUGCGUUCAAGAAGUUGUGUCACUGUGGCCCCCAGCGCAUGGAGAAACCGGCGUCUUACAGUGUGGCGCUCACCUACAGUGUCAUCAAGGAGACAUCCAAUGGCGAGAGUCCCGACCACUUCACCACAGAAAUGGAUGCGCUAAAUUCACCGUCAGAUCAGUACUUACCCGCCAGCAUCCUGCCCUCCGCUAAGAGGAUGCUGUAUGAGGAGCCUCCCCUGCCUGGAAGUGACGUUAAAGCCUGACUAAAACAAAAGGUGCUCCACGUAAAUGAAGCUGCUAUUUAAUCAAAUUAAAUCUGAAGGUCAGCUUUAUCUUAAAAUGCCCUUGUAAAAUACAGAUGAAGAAACUAUAGGAUUCAGCAGAUGCUGCUUAAUGUGACGAGCCAAACCAUCUCCACACCACACACAUUUACUACCUCAUUUAUUCCCAAAUGCUCUUUAUAAUUUAGGUUUGUUUUUUUGUGCAGCACCUGUAUCCAAGAGAUUUUGCCCUGAUUGUUGUACAGUGUGAGGACGUGAAGAUGCUUCCGCCAUCUUUAUACUUGGCUUGAACCCUGCAGCUCCGCUGUGAGCAUAUAGGGAGGUAAUGAUGCGUAAGCCGUUGAUGAAAAAGUAAAUGCAUAUAUUGAGGGUUGGCUGUUUGUCAAAGCACACAGUCUUACUUAUUUUUUACAUUUCUUUUAUAUUGCAAUUCUCCACAUUAGUGAAAUACAUGAGCUGUGCCCUGUUUAGUGUAAUGUAACACAUUGCUUUUGUGUUACUAUUAUAGAAUCUAAAUACUUAAGUUGGAGCAACCCGUGGCCAAGAGGAAAGGAUUUGGGCUUGUAAGGGUUACCGCUUCAAAUCUUAGGACAGGUCAAGGGCAGGGGUGCCCCUGAGCAAGGCACCCAAAUCCCCAUUACACCCCUUUUUAAAGAAAUGCGUUUCAUAUAAGUUGAAAUACUGUACAGUGGACAUGAGGACCUUUGUUUCAAUGUUGGGUUUAAGCAGUGUAACUAACUGCCAGUGCAUCAGUACAUUAUAAUUAGGGGAGACACUGUUUUUAUUAUUUUUAUUUAUUUUUUUAUCAGCCAGCCCUAGGAUAUCAUUAUACCACUGAUAACCAUGUGUUACAGAAAUUGCAUUUCCUCUUUGUUCCUGUGCCUCCCUGACACAAGCCAUGUAAUUCCAUUGAAUCCAAAUGCACAACGCCGUGACAUUGUAAUCUUGCUACUAGAGCGAAAAGCACAGACAUGGAAUUACAUGACCUUUUCCCUUUUAAAAAGGUCUGUGCAAAAGGAAGGAACAGACACUUCCCGGAACCUGCUGUGUUAAUGUAGAGCUACCUGUACUCUACUGAUUUCUGAACUCAAAUAACUACGUCGCAGUGACAGACAAUAAAAAAAAGGCCUUAUGUUGUCACUGUGAAGAAGACCACUGUGGUCUCGCUGAGGAGCUUGCCCAGUGCAAUGGCCAUUGAAUUAUUAUUAUUAUUAUCAUUAUUCUCAUUAACAUCAUUAUUAUAAGUAGUAUGAGAGACAAAUGUGUAUCUCGGAUGUGCAGACAGGGUGGCUGUUCAUCAAAGGGUCAAAUCACUGUCAAGGCAGUAAUUCACUGACAUCAGCCCAGAGUGCAGCGUGCAGCACUUUUCUGUGAUUUAUCAGCUCAGCAAAGCCCACAGUGCAAUGAUUGAAUGUGUAAAUAGAUUGCGACAAAGUGCCAUUCUUGAGCUUGUGCACUUGAGUAUGUAAGCAUAUGGCUCACGCUGCUUUUAAAAGAAAAACCUGCCAUUUCUUCAGCCUUGUACACGUGUAAAUUGAAGAGCACUCAAAGGGUAUGAAUAUGGAACUAAGAAGCAAACUCAUUAAAGGAACCCGUUUCCACGCCGAACAGCAGGCUUCUCUGUCAAUACCGUAGACGCCUGAAACGUAUUGUACUGUGCAAUGUCAAAUUAACUCAAUAUUGUGUUUUCAAACGUGUGUCAGUGAGUGCAGUUAUUUUAAAAAAAAAUAUUACUUAUUUGAUUCAAUGUGUUUUCUGUUAUUUCAAAACCGUGAGUGAAAGUUUUUGUCCAAAGUGCAAGGAGAUAUAGUUAUUAGAUCGUUUCUAGCAUGAGGUACCUCUAAUUGGUGCACUUUGAUUAGUUUCUCUCGCUUCUUUUUUCCAAACAUGUUUUCUGUUCUGCACGGUAGACAUGAACACAUGCUUUUGUGACGUGAACUCAAAGAUUGAUUGAAAGCAAGCCGAUAUCUGAUGUGUUUUUUUCCCCCA